Molecule: messenger RNA, 799 nt
Organism: Gossypium raimondii (Peruvian cotton)
Lineage: Eukaryota; Viridiplantae; Streptophyta; Magnoliopsida; Malvales; Malvaceae
Product: protein PROTON GRADIENT REGULATION 5, chloroplastic
Exons: 3
Coding region: 192-572 (126 amino acids)
Biological process (GO): photosynthetic electron transport in photosystem I; response to high light intensity
Cellular component (GO): chloroplast
Molecular function (GO): electron transfer activity
Source: RefSeq, a predicted model, not a curated record
AGCCACACCAGAAUAUGUGGCUCCUAAUGCUUUAACAAAAAAAGAAUGGAAAACACCAAAGGUUCUGGAAAUUUCACCAAAAAGAUGUUCAUAUCCCCUCUUUCACAUACAGAAAAACCCUGCUUCAAAAAUCAAGCUUCAUCUAAUUCACAAACUACUUUGAAUCGCCGCCACAUUCACUGGUUGUUUCAAUGGUCGUUUCGAUUUCGGCAACCGGGUUUAAAUCAGGUUUAGGAACUCCCUUCUACGGAAGUUGGGGUUCUUCUUCUUCUUCAGAUUCUGACUCGUUGGUUAACUCAGUUCCGAGCCAGGUUCGAGUUGGAAAACCUGUUAGAUCAAAGCCUGUGAUGAAGAAUGUUAAUGAAGGGAAAGGAUUGUUUGCUCCGCUUGUGGUUCUUACUCGUCAAAUCAUUGGCAAGAAAAGGUUUAAUCAGCUCAGAGGAAAAGCCAUUGCCUUGCACUCUCAGGUAAUUACUGAAUUUUGCAAAUCAAUUGGGGCUGAUGCUAAGCAAAGGCAAGGGUUGAUUAGUUUAGCCAAGAAGAAUGGGGAAAGGCUUGGAUUCCUUGCAUGAUAAUAAUAACUUAUGAAUCAAGUUCCGUGCUAUUGUCGGAUAUAGAAUAGAGAUGCAAUGAAAUAGAGUUGUAAUAUAAUAGAGCUGUAAUCAAUCUCAAUCCCAGUGUGGCUGAUCAUCCUCUCGGACUAGCUACUGAUCAUCGCCUUGGUAAGUUAUUUCCUCACCAACUAGCUAAUCAGACGCGAGCCCCUCCUCAGGCGGAUUCCUCCUUUUGCUCCUCACCU